Molecule: messenger RNA, 2786 nt
Organism: Vombatus ursinus (common wombat)
Lineage: Eukaryota; Metazoa; Chordata; Mammalia; Diprotodontia; Vombatidae
Gene: DHX32
Product: DEAH-box helicase 32 (putative)
Exons: 13
Coding region: 543-2786 (747 amino acids)
Cellular component (GO): spliceosomal complex; intracellular anatomical structure
Molecular function (GO): RNA binding
Source: RefSeq, a predicted model, not a curated record
GAGUGAGCGAGCGCGCGCCUGAGCGCGCCCCCGGAGCCGGAGCCGGAGCCCCAGGCCCUGGGUGUGAGAGUCCAGAAGGUUCUGACCGAGGCUGGCCUGAUUGGAUCUUCGUUUGGGGCGAGCUCGAGCAGAAGACCCUCCACCCCCACCGCACAAGGGUCAGUCCCCAGGCUGAGGGUGUGCUAGAGGUCAGACAGAGAGCGAGGGCCAGAUUGGAGCCCACUGAACCAAAGGGGACAGCCGUCCAGGAGUGCAGCCCUCUGGCCAGGCCCUGCCAGCCGCCCGCACGAGUGACUCUUUAUGCUGAGCUGUUUCUGUUAACGUCCUUGUCACUUUGGGCUCAGUUGAUGAAAAGACACCCCGAGCGAGCCCCAGAGCUCUGAAGUGACCGCCGUAUGCCCCCAGAGGCGCCCCAGCAGCCCAGCAGGAGGGGUGGCCAUGAGCCAGGAGCUGGGGCCCAGGGGCUCUCCACUCGGCUGCCCAGGGAAGCAUUGAUGGCAGAUGCCGAGCUGAGCUCACCAGACUAGACUUCAUUCCUGAGGAUGAUACAUGUGGAAGAUAUGGAAUGUUGCCCUGGGGCACCCUGCGAAAAACGCUAUUUCCCAGACUCCCUGGAUUCCAGUGAUGCUGAUGAUGAAGGAAUACUGGCCUGUGAAGAUUUAGAACUCAAUCCUUUCGAUGGUUUGCCAUAUUCUUCUCGUUAUUAUAAACUUUUGAAAGAAAGAGAAGAUCUUCCAGUGUGGAAAGAAAAAUAUCCCUUCAUGGAAAGUCUUCUCCAGAGCCAGAUUGUGAUUGUGGCCGGAGAAGCGAAAUGUGGCAAGAGCUCUCAGGUGCCACAGUGGUGCGCUGAGUACUGUCUCUCUGUGCGUUACCAGCACGGAGCUGUGGUGUGCACACAGGCACACAGGCUGACCGCCGUCCAGCUCGCUCUGCGGGUUGCGGAUGAAAUGGAUGUCGUUCUGGGGCAUGAAGUCGGCUAUGUCGUCCCUUUUGAAAACUGCUGUACCAGCGAAACCAUCUUGAGGUACUGUACUGAUGAGAUCUUGCAGAGAGAAAUGAUGUCCAUUCCUUUUCUGGGUUGCUAUGGGGUCGUCAUCCUGGAUGACGUGCAUGAAAGGAGCAUCUCGACGGACGUGUUACUCGGCCUUUUAAAAGACGUUUUGCUGGCCAGGCCUGAGCUGAAGCUUGUGAUCAUCACCUCUCCUCCCCUGGUCAGCAAGCUCAGCUCUUACUAUGGGAACGUGCCUCACAUCGAAGUGAGAAACUGCUUCCCUGUGGAGGUGGUGCACCUGUGUGCGGCUCCCAAAGACCACCUGGCGUCUGUCAUUCAGCUCAUCUUUGAGAUCCACCACACCGGAGAGAAGGGCGACAUCGCAGCCUUUUUGGCCUGCGAGCAAGAAAUUGAAAAAGUUCAUGAAAUUGUCUGUCAAGAAGGCUCUAACUUGAACCCAGAUCUCGGGGAGUUGAUUGUCGUCCUUUUAUAUCCAAAAGAAAAAUGCCUCCCGUUCAAGCCAAAUGAAGACACAGAAAAAAGAAGCCACAUUUACCAAAGAAAAGUGGUAUUAACGACCAGCUCCGGAGAGUCCCUGCUCCAGGGCAGCUCGGUCCGGUUUGUGAUUGACGUGGGGCUGGAGAGGAGAAAGAUCUACAGGCCUAGAAUCAGAGCCAGCUCCCUCGUCCUGCAGCCCAUCAGCAGGAACCAGGCUGACAUCCGCAAGCAGAUCCUGGGCGCGUCCUCCUCAGGCAAACUGUUCCGUCUGUACUCUGAAGAGUUUGUCUGCAGGGACAUGAAGCCGCUGAAGGCCCCAGAAUUACAAGAGGCCAACCUGACGAGCCUGGUCCUUUUCCUGAAGCGGAUUGACAUCGCCGGCUUGGGCCACUGUGACUUCCUGAGCAGACCAGCUCCUGAAAGCUUGAUGCAAGCACUGGAAGACCUGGACUAUCUGGCGGCCCUGGACAACGACGGGAACCUCUCUGAGUUCGGCAUCAUCAUGUCGGAGUUUCCUCUGGAUCCGAAGCUGUCAAAGGCCAUCUUAGCAGCCUGUGAAUUCGACUGCGUGGAUGAAAUGCUCACCAUCGCCGCCAUGGUAACAGCUCCUGACUGCUUCCUGCCCUUGCCCCCCGGAGCGGAGGAGGCCUGGCAGCGGAGGAUGAACCUCUCCCACCCAGAAGGUGACCACCUGACUCUCCUCAACGUGUACAAGGCCUACCAGGAAGCCAGCAAGAACUGUGUGGAGAAAUGGUGUACCGAUCACUUCCUCAGCUCCUCAGCACUCCAGACGGCGGACAGCAUCAGAGAUGAGCUUUUGGACAUUGUCAGGCGGAUUGAGCUCCCCUACACAGAACCGGCUUUUGGCUCAAAGGAAAACAUCCUGAACAUAAAGAAAGCUCUCAUAGCUGGUUACUUUAUGCAAAUCGCUCGUGAUGUGGAUGGAUCGGGGAACUACCUGAUGUUAACCCACAAGCAGGUGGCUCAGCUGCACCCCCUUUCAUGCUACUACGACAUGAAGAAGAUACCAGAGUGGGUGGUCUUCCAUACGUUCAGCAUAUCUGAGAACAAUUACAUCCAAAUCAUCUCUGAAAUCUCCCCGGAGCUAUUCAUGCAGUUGGCCCCACCGUAUUACUUCAGCAAUCUGCCUCCUAGUGAAAGUAAGGAUAUUCUGCAGCAAGUAAUCAAUCACUUAUCACCCAUGUCGACAAUGAAAAAGGAACAGAAGACAAGCAAAGAUAAACUAUGUGAAGAGUGCCCUGAAGCUUCUGCUGAAGCAAGAUGCGUUAUUCAGUGA